Messenger RNA from Xylaria bambusicola, 2655 nucleotides. RefSeq names its product K+/H+ antiporter 1. Bases 1 to 2655 code for a protein of 884 amino acids. The record is from RefSeq and is a predicted model, not a curated record. Lineage: Eukaryota; Fungi; Ascomycota; Sordariomycetes; Xylariales; Xylariaceae. Gene Ontology annotation, cellular component: membrane. Gene Ontology annotation, molecular function: antiporter activity. The transcript has 4 exons. Gene Ontology annotation, biological process: proton transmembrane transport.
AUGGCCACUAUCACCACUACCGUCUUGUCCACUGUUACCGUCACCUCUGCGAAACCCACCGCGACUAGCGCUCCUCCGCAGGGUGGUAUUCUGGAAGGUGUGCUCCCCAAUGUCUUCAGCACCUCAAACCCCAUCACACUCUUCAUCAUCCAGGCUGUCAUCAUAAUCAUCUUGUGCCGCCUGCUCCACUAUCCUCUAUCACGUCUAGGUCAGCCCCGCGUCAUCGCCGAAGUCAUUGGCGGCAUCUUGUUGGGCCCGUCAGUGCUGUCGCGCAUCCCUCACUUCAAGGAGAACAUCCUGCCCACCGAGUCCUUGCCCGUGCUGAACAAUGUCGCCAACCUGGGUCUCAUCUUGUUUCUCUUCCUCAUCGGCCUCGAGGUCGACUUGCGCUUGUUCAUCUCCAACUGGCGAGUCGCCGUCGGCGUCGGCCUGGGUGGCUUGCUUCUGCCCUUCGGCCUAGGCUACGCCAUUGCCUGGGGCAUAUACAACCAGUUCAAAGAGGAGAUCACGAACAAUGUUAAUUUCGGCAUUUUCGGCCUGUUUGUCGGCACCGCCCUGGCCAUCACUGCGUUCCCUGUCUUAUGUCGUAUCCUCUCGGAGCUCAAUCUCCUCAACAACUCCGUCGGUGUAACCGUCCUGGCCGCUGGUGUGGGCAAUGAUGUAGUGGGCUGGAUUCUCCUUGCGCUCUCUGUAGCGUUGGUUAACAAUGCCAACGGCUUGACUGCCCUAUACGUCCUUCUCGUCACUUUGGGCUGGCUUCUCUUCUUGGUCUUUGCUGUGAGGCCUGUGUUUCACUGGGCUCUGCGAAGGACUGGUAGCAUUCAGAAUGGUCCGACCCAGGGCAUGAUUGCCGUGACACUCUUGCUUGUGCUGGUUUCGUCCUGGUUUACUAGUAUCAUUGGUGUUCACGCGAUUUUCGGUGCUUUUCUUGUGGGCUUGAUUUGUCCCCAUGAUGGCGGCUUUGCCAUCAAGGUCACGGAGAAAAUCGAAGACUUGAUCACCGUCCUUUUCAUCCCCUUGUACUUCGCCUUCUCAGGUCUAAGCACAAAUCUUGGCCUUUUGAAUGAUGGCAUCACUUGGGCCUACGUCAUAGCUAUCAUUGUAAUCGCUUUUGCAGGCAAGAUCAUAGGCGGUACAAUAGCUGCUAAAAUCAGCGGGCUCGUUUGGAGAGAGAGUCUCACAAUCGGUGUGUUAAUGAGUUGUAAGGGUUUAGUCGAACUGAUUGUUCUUAAUGUUGGUCUCCAAGCCCAUAUUCUGAGUCAGAAGACGUUCACCAUGUUUGUCGUCAUGGCUCUUGUGACUACUGUCGCUACCACUCCCUUGACCAAGGCACUAUAUCCACCAUGGUACAGGGUGAAGCUAGAGAAGUGGAAGCGUGGUGAGAUCGACUGGAAUGGAAAACCACUUACAAAUACGGACUCUGACGGAGCCGCGCCACCAGAAGAACGCCCGAGCUCUAACGUUCGGCGUCUUUUGAUUUAUCUACGCUUAGACAGCCUCCCGAGUCUCUUUACUUUCAUCUCCCUUCUCGGUGAAGAGCACACGCCGAAAUCUGCACGUACUUCGGCUGACGAGACAAAGCCAAUAAUUAGAAAGCGCCCUCUUGAAGUGCAUGCGCUGCGUAUUGUGGAGCUUACUGAGCGUACCUCUUCGGUGAUGAAAGUUACUGAAGGAGAUGACGCUUCCCGGAGAGAUCCCGUGGUGAAUGCAGUCCGAACCUUCUCUUUGCUCAAUGAGGUAGCGGUAUCUGGCAGCGUUGUCGUUGCCCCAGAGGAGUCUUACGCUGAGACCGUGGCAACGCAUGCUUCAGAACAGAGGUCUGACUUUGUCCUUAUUCCUUGGAGCGAGGUGGGUAGUAAUACGGAGGACCAGUCAAUAUCAUAUAAAGUUUCUUCGGAGGAUCGCUUUACUGGAAAGGCCCAUCUCGAUUUCAUCCGCAAUACACUCACCAAAGCUGUCUGUAACACAGGGAUCUUUAUAAGCAAAGGGUUCAGUGGUAUUGCGCCUAUCGAGAAAUCAAGUCCUGGGCUCUCUCGCACAACCAGCACUCCAUCUAUGCGGAGUUAUAAGGAAGCUGCCCUCCCACCCAUUGCCGACAAGUCACAUCACAUUUUCAUGCCCUACAUUGGUGGUGUUGAUGACCGAGUAGCUCUGAGCCUCGUUAUACAACUUGCUAAGAACCCCAAUGUGACGGCAACCAUCGUGCACUUGACUCUGACGAAUGAUGAUGAUGAGAUCACGGCUGCCCCUGAGAGUACCUUGGCAGCAGAUCCCGCUGCACUGAAAGCUGAGAUAAAUACCGAGAUUACAGCACAGGACAGCUCUUUUCUUGCUACCACUCGGUCAAGCCUAUUAUCUAUCAUAAGUGAUAGGAUUAGUUUUUCCGAGGUAUCCGUAUCGAGAAAAACGGCUUCGGGACGCGUCCUUGAAAUAGCCUCCGAAUAUGUUGGGCAGAAGCCUCGCAAUGCUGGAGACAUUGUCAUUGUUGGACGUCGGCACCCUGUAUUGCCGGCCUCGUCUCGAGGCCCAGAACAAGCCAGCAACCUUCUUGACAUGCAGAGCACAGUCGGCGUGCUUGGUGAGAAGGUAGCCAUGAGUAGCCUGAGGGCUAGUGUCCUCAUCGUCCAGGCAGCAGACAAGGGUCUUGAUUCAUGA